CCACCGACCGGCAGCAGUCGGCAGUCAGUCGGCGAAAGAGCUCCGGCGCACACAGAUCGAUCUCCGCGCUCCGUCCGUUCCCCCCGAGAGUUGUCCACACCCAGGAUGAGAUUGCACAGCCUGCUGCCGCUCCUGGCGCUCCUCGCCGUCCAGGCGGCCGGUCAGAGUGAUGUCGCCUCCGAAGAUCCCGCAGCGGAUGCCGGACCAACGACCAACACCUCCACGGACACCAAGCCAAGGAUUCCCACCGCGGAGGAGAUCCUCGGCCAGAUUCCGCAAAUCCCACCGAUCCGCACUGGCCAUCCCCAGAUGGACGCCUUCUACAUGAUGUUCCCGGCGCUGGGCAGCCUCCUCCGCUGGGGCAGCCUGUUCCCGGCCCACUCGAUCCUGGGCGCCGUGCCCGAUACCCUCCAGCCCUCGGCAGCCGCCUCCAAGGUGGUGCUCGUCCUGGCCGAAGAUGCCACGGCCAAGACGCGAGUGGCCCGUCAGAAUCCCCCGUCCAAUCCCCUGGGCCAGCUGAUGAGCUGGCCGGGUCUGCCGCAGGACUUCCAGAUGCCUGCCAUACCCGCCAUGCCCGACUUUGGCCCGCAGGUGGGUUCGUUUUUGUCCCAAAUGCCGACCUUGCCGACAAUGCCCGGUCUCCUGGGUGCCGCUGCUCCAGUUCCUGCUCCGGCUCCAGCUGCCGACCCUGCUCCUCCGGCCCCAGCUCCAGCUGCCGAUCCGCCAGCACCCCCCAGCACUCCCGACAGCCCUGUGGCCCAGCAACCCAUCCUUAGUCAGGCCGCCCUGCAGAACGCCUUCUCCCUCCUGAACCCGGCGAACUUUGAUCCCAAUGUACUCGGUCAGAGUCUUUCCCAGGCUCUUCCCCAGCUCUCCCAGAUCCCCCAGAUGCCCCAGCUUUCGCAGCUUGCCCAGGCUGCUCCCCAGCUGCCCCCGGCCAAUAUGGACUUUGUGGCCCAGAUGCAGAGGCAGUUCUUCCCGGCGUUGUCGCAACAGCCCGCUGGAACGGAUGCCCAGGCCUCCGAUAUAUCCGAGGUGAGGGUGCGUCCCGAGGCGCAGAUGGCCCAGCAGAAGAUCAAGUCGGCACUGGAGAGGCAGCAGGAGCAGGAGCAGGAGCAGGAGCAGAGUCUGGAGCAGGUGCCCCUUCUCUGGUUCCGAAUGCCCACCACCCAGAGCCAGAAUGCGGGGGAGGAGAAGACACUGGAAGACCUGCAAGUGGAGGCCAAGCUGAGGGCCUUCGAGCGCCAGGUGAUAGCCGAGUUGAAAAUGCUGCAGAAGAUCGAGCUGCUGGCCAAGCAGAUGAGGUCCAGUGCCGCCGCGCAGUCCGGAGACUCUGCCUACCGGGUUAGCUAUCCCCUCAGUCGCACGCCCGUGCACAAGAUCACACGAGCCGACAUCGAGCAGGCUCUGCGGGAUGACUAUGUCCGGCGACUGGUCAACAAGGAGGCCCAGCGCAAGGCCAAGAACCAGCCAGGCUACGCCAACCAGAAGGCGAACGGCCUGAAGCGCCAGACCAAGGCCCAGGAUCAGCCACUGUCCAAGGAGGACAUCGUCCAGAUCAUGGCCUAUGCCUACCGCAUGGCCAACGAGCAGAUGGAGAGCGAGAAGGGCAAGCAGGACAAGAUGUACGCGGCCUACAGGACCGGCGAGGGUCAGCGGGCCCAGGAGCAGAGGCAGUGGUCGGAGGAUCAGGCCAAGAUCCAGCAGAAUGAGCAGCAGAGGCAGAUGGCGCAGAAUCCGCAGAUGAUCCAAACGAUGCAGCAGCAGCGACAGUGGACGGAGGAGCAGGCCAAGAUCCAGCAUGACCAACAGAUGGUCCAGCAAAACCCCAUGAUGAUGCAGCAGCGGCAGUGGUCAGAGGAUCAGGCCCAGGCCGAGAGAAUGGCCCAACAGAAUCCCAUGAUGAUGCAGCAGAUGCAGCAGAGACAGUGGACCGAGGAUCCCCAAAUGGUGCAGCAGAUGCAGCAGAGGCAGUGGGCCGAGGAUCAGGCCCGCAUGCAGCAGCAGAGGCAGAUGGCGCCAGAGCAAAGACAAUGGACCGAGGAGCAGGCCCAGCAGAUGGCGCAGCAGAACGCCAAUGCCAUGAUGAUGCAGCAGAUGCAGCAGAGGCAGUGGUCCGAGGAUCAGGCGCAGAUCCAGCAGCAGAGGCAGAUGAUGCAACAGAAUCAGGCGAUGAUGAAGCAGCGCCAGUGGGCCCAGGAGAACCCGCAGGCCUUCCAGCAGCCCAUGUCCACGAUGGCGAUGCAGCAACCACGAAUGGAGGAGACUCCCACGAUGAUGGAAGAGAAUAACAACCAGGGCGAGAUCAUACUUGGCGAGGCUGGUCCCCAGAUGGAGGAGAACGAGGGAACCGCCCGGCACAAAGUGGAUCCCCUGGGAGUCGGUGGCAACAAGCGCAAGAAGUCCAAGUCCAAGUCCCAUGCGUCGCCGCCCGCGGUGAUCAACUACUACUACCCGGCGCCGGUGCAGCGUCCCGCGGCCCAGGGCUACGGAAGCAGCUAUGGAACGAGCUACGGAGGCGGUGGUUACGGAUCGAAUGCCUAUGGAGUGACCUAUCCAUCGAACGUCUACCAAAAUCCGGGCUACCGGGCAGCCGUGGGCAACGAUGAGGUGGACUCCAUGCUGCGCCAGCAUCAAACGUUGGCCAGGACAAUAAACCCCCAGCCACAGCCAGGCCAAGUCGGUGGAUCGGAGAGGCAGGAGAGCAGCUCUAAUCCCCCAUUGGCGACGACACCAGCUCCCCAGGAGCAAGCACAGUCACAACCGCAAGAGCAUCGAGUCCAAAAAAGGUUAGCCAUCUUCCACAGGUUUGGGCGGGGCAUUGGGUUGGAGAAUACCACAUCCAAGGGUUGCGGAUGCGGCAGGUUGGACUGCCUGUGUGGCAGGAGCUGUCAGUGCGGCAGAUCGGGAUCAGGAGCCGGAGCCGGAGCAGUCAGGUCCAGGGGAUCGUGCCAGUGCAAGGCCAACCGCCGGAGCAAACGGAGCGUGGAGUACGGCACCCUGGAGACCAUCGAUGAGGGCUCCCUCAACGAACUGCGGCGGGAGUACAAGAUGGGCCUGAAAGAGAUCACCCUGAGUCCCGACGAAGAUCCCGCCGAGGCGCUGAUGCGCUACAACGCGGCCUCCAUUCGCGAGGCUCUGGAGCGGGCCAGCAUGGAGCCGCUGGAGAUCGGAGGAGAUCAGUACGAAGAGGGAGCGCCUCAGGAGGCCGUGGAGGAGGAGCCACUGCAGCAUGAUCCCAAUGCCGGGCACCAGUACAAUCACCAGGACUUUGUGCGUCUAACCACUUCUACAGCGGCUCCCACGACGAGCACCACAGAAGCCACCACGCCAGGAGCCAGUGAAACCAGCACAGAAGCCAGUGUCACAACCACAGAAAGUCCCAGGGAUGAGGACAUCGAGAUGCAGCAGGACUCGGUGGCUGAGAGCUCCCAUGUGACCAAGUCGAUAUCCAAGCAGGAGCAGGAGAUCCAUCAGCUGCAUAAGAUUGUGGACCAGCUGAAGCGGGAGAUCCUCAAGCUGCACCGCAGAUGCAAUAGGAUAAUAUCCAACAAUGUGGUUAAAGAAGAAGUGGUCACCAAAAGGGAACCAUCCAAAGUGGAGCAGGAGUCAUCCAGGCAGGCGGCGAAGCCCAAGGUGGAGGAGGUAAAGAACGAGGGAGAGCCAGCAACAGUGGAGCAGGAGGAGGAGCAGGAAGAGGACGAGGAUGCCGAGGGCGCAAGUAGCUCCAGCACCACCACCACCAGCACAACCACAGAGACUCCACCAACGAAUCCUCCAAAGCCAGAGACCAAAUCCCAGACUGCCCAGGCCAAGGCCCAGGUGGAUGAGCCAAGUGGGUCCACCAAUAAACUGGACUACGAGGACGACACCAAUUGGCAGCGCAUUCUGGCCAACCGGGGCUACGACACGGAUUACCUGACCAAGAACCACGAGACGCAGUUUGCCCAAGGCCAGAACCUGGAGAUGCCCAAGCCCUGCAACUACGACAACCAUGGCAGCCAGGAGUACGGCCCCUAUCCGGAGUUCCAGGCGGAUGAGCCCCAUGUCGCGGCGGAAACGGAGGGCAAGACCAAGAGGGCCUUGAGUGUGAAGCAGCAGGCGCAGCUCCUGAAUGCGGCCCUAAAUGAUGGUGGUAUCGAUGCGAGUGAUUCACCCACCACGCCCACACCCUACGCCCUGAGGGGAAAGUUUGUGCGUCGCAGGCGGACGCCCAGUCCGAGGAUCAGGAAGGAGAGCGACGACGGUUGGGUGCGCUCCACGCGCCAAGUGAAAAUGCCCCAGCGACCCAAAAAGUCCGUGCCCUUGGCCAAGAAGGUCACCGCACAGGUCACCACACAGGCCACCGUGAGCAGCACCAAGCUGGACAGUCUGGUGGAUGUGCUCAAGGAUCUGCUGCGCCUGCAAAUCCAGAGGGAGAAGAAGUCCAGUCUGCUCGCCAGCCAGAGCAACAGCCUCUCGAAAAGCCCCAAACCCAUCAAGCCCAUCAAAGUCAUCAAGCGCAAGAGGUUGCGCAGAAGGCAGCACAAACCCAUGGCCACCACCAUCAGAAGCUCCAUCCAACCCAAAGCAUAAGCAUGACUAACCCCCAUACCCCCAACUAAUCCUAACCAUAGUCUAGAUCAAGUAUUAGCCUACUCACUAAUCAUGCGCCAACCACUCAUGUCCAUCUUUCAUUUGCAUAUCCACCGUCCAUACCGUCAGUUCAUCAUCAGCACCAUCAGAAACCGAAAUCGAAAUCGAAAACGCACCUCCAUCCGACCCCCAAGUGGGCUCCAUUUA
Drosophila biarmipes is the source of this 4782-nucleotide messenger RNA. RefSeq names its product defective chorion-1 protein, FC177 isoform. Gene Ontology annotation, molecular function: structural constituent of egg chorion. The transcript is spliced from 4 exons. Gene Ontology annotation, biological process: chorion-containing eggshell formation. Gene Ontology annotation, cellular component: egg chorion; extracellular region. Lineage: Eukaryota; Metazoa; Arthropoda; Insecta; Diptera; Drosophilidae. The record is from RefSeq and is a predicted model, not a curated record. The coding region runs from base 106 to 4575 and encodes 1489 amino acids.